Labeo rohita (rohu) is the source of this 1959-nucleotide messenger RNA. Its product is annotated as kynurenine--oxoglutarate transaminase 3. Gene Ontology annotation, molecular function: pyridoxal phosphate binding; L-kynurenine:2-oxoglutarate transaminase activity. The record is from RefSeq and is a predicted model, not a curated record. The transcript is spliced from 14 exons. Gene Ontology annotation, biological process: biosynthetic process. Bases 438 to 1700 code for a protein of 420 amino acids. NCBI's taxonomy places the organism in Eukaryota, Metazoa, Chordata, Actinopteri, Cypriniformes, Cyprinidae. Gene Ontology annotation, cellular component: cytoplasm; mitochondrion.
AAGAGACACUGGAGACGAACCGAAUCUUGGAAAUGAGUCGGAGUUCACUGCGAAGAAGAUAAAGUUCAUAAAUAUUUAAACGGCUUAUGCGGACUUUGGAAUCUUCCAUCGAGCGUUCUGAAAAAGCACGGUUAUCACCUAACUUAAUUAACAUCGACGAACCUCGCCAUAGUAGGACCAGUCACUUCCAGAACACAGAAAUAUUCACAAGGGAUUUGUAUCGACUCUUUGAAAAGAGCAAACUGAUUGGUCCGUUUUAGAGGCGUGUGGAGUUUGCGUCAGGAAGAAUCUGCUCCCUUCAAACGCAAAAUACCUUUACUGGACUGCAACCAAUGAACUGAAAGGAGUCUUAUAUCGGUGACCGCAAUGGUUUGAAAUCUGCUCCACGCUUAUUACAAACCAAUAGAUUUAGAACUUUCUCAUCCUGUCAAUGCAAGAUGGCAUCCAUUAAACAUAAGAACACGAAAAGGAUAGAAGGUCUGGACAAGAAUGUAUGGGUCGCCUUCACAUCAGUGGCAGCAGACCCUUCCAUUGUCAAUCUUGGACAGGGUUACCCAGACAUUCCUCCUCCUUCUUACGUGAAAGAGGGUCUCGCUCAGGCUGCAAUGGUUGACAGGCUGAACCAGUACACACGUGGCUUUGGCCACCCAACAUUGGUUAAAGCCCUGUCAAAAGUUUAUGGAAAAGUCUAUGACCGUCAGCUCGACCCGUUUAAAGAGAUCCUGGUUACUGUAGGUGGAUAUGGAUCUUUGUUUAGCUCUAUGCAGGCUCUGGUUGAGGAGGGAGAUGAGGUUAUUAUUAUAGAACCUUUUUUUGACUGCUAUGUUCCUAUGGUGAAAAUGGCAGGGGGGAAACCUGUUUUAAUACCUUUGCGAUUGAAGUCGUCAUCCGCAUCAACCAGCAUAAGUAGUGCCGACUGGGUUCUGGACAAGGAAGAACUUGCUAGUAAAUUCAACUCCAAGACCAAGGCUAUCAUAAUCAACACUCCUAAUAACCCCAUUGGAAAAAUAUUCAGAAGGAGUGAGUUGCAAGCAAUUGCAGAUCUCUGCAUCAAACAUGACACUCUGUGCUUCAGUGAUGAGGUAUAUGAAUGGCUCACAUAUAAAGGCCAUGAACAUGUAAAGAUAGCAACCCUUCCUGGAAUGUGGGACAGAACCAUCACCAUCGGCAGUGCAGGAAAAACUUUCAGCGUGACUGGAUGGAAGCUGGGUUGGUCAAUCGGGCCUGAACACUUGAUCAAACACCUCCAGACUGUUAUGCAGAACAGUCUCUAUACAUGUCCCACCCCAUUACAGGAGGCUGUUGGCCAGGGUCUUCUUCGUGACUUUGAGCUGAUGGGUCAACCCGACUGCUACUUUACUUCUCUAGCAGUAGAGCUGGAAGGGAAGAGAGACCGCAUGGCAGCCAUGUUGAGACAGACUGGCAUGAUUCCAGUAGUCCCAGAGGGAGGAUACUUCAUGAUAGUGGAUGUCACAGCACUCAAUCAGGACUUGUCACAUAUGGGAGAUGAUGAACCGUAUGACUACAAGUUUGUCAAAUGGAUGAUAAAAGAGAAGAAACUGGCUGCAAUUCCUGUAACUGCUUUUGUGGGGGAAGAUUCAGUAAAGCAGUUUGAGAAAUACAUCCGUUUGUGCUUUAUCAAGCAAGACAGCACUUUGGAUGCAGCAGAGGUCAUUCUGAAGAGCUGGAAGAAAGCCUGAUUUCUGCAAGCCUUAGAAUGAAUUAACACAUGCAGCACUGGUCAGAUUUAACUUCCAACUUACAUCCUCUUACAACGUGGCUAAAAUGUUUGUAUUUACAGUUAGUCGGAUCAGUCAUUUUGAGAAGCCUGUUGGGAUUAAAAAUAGUAUGUUAUGUGUUAUUUUUAAAUUAAUAUUCUGUCACAGGCUACUAGUUGUAUUCAAUUUGCUGAAUUUAAUGCUUGUAUAAAAUAAACAAGUAAAUAAAAGGUGAAAUAAC